AUGAAAUUUCCAUUACCUCAUGAAAAAAAACUUCCACACGAAGUUCCAAUUCAUCGGCCUCCAACGAAGUUACAUAAUUCCAUUCUUUUCAGUCGCAUUGCUGGUUCAUUAGUAGGUUUAGCUGUUGGUGAUGCUCUUGGUGCAAGUGUUGAGUUUCGUCCGCGGAAAUAUCUGCUUGCACAUCCAGUUCACGAUAUGACAUCGGGUGGAACAUGGAAUUUGAAAGCAGGCCAAUGGACUGACGAUACGUCGAUGGCUUUGUGCCUUGCGACAUCGUUGAUCAAUAAAGGAACGUUUAGUCCUUACGACCAAAUGGUUCGAUUUAAAUGGUGGUAUAGAUAUGGUUACCUAUCGUCUACUGGUGUAUGUUUUGAUAUUGGUAAUGGAACACGCAAAUCGUUAGAGGAAUUCACUCGACGGCAGGUGAAUUUGAAAAAGAAACUUCAUAUAAAAGAUGAUUAUGAUGUUGAUCAAGUUCCGCAGAAAACUAUAGAUAAACUGCAGUUCAACGUCUUUUGUAGUGGACCAGGCGCGUGUGGUAAUGGAGCUUUGAUGCGUCUUGCUCCAGUACCUCUGUUUUUCUAUCGUGUUCCUCACAUUGCUGUUGAAUUAUCCGGUCACAGUUCUCGUUUAACACAUGGCGAUGAAGUUGCGAUCGAUGCUUGUCGUUAUCUCGGCGCUCUAAUUGUAGCAGCUGUUGCAGGCGAAUCAAAAGAAAAUCUUCUUAGUGAACGAUUCUAUGAAUCACACCGAAGUUGGUUUGGCCGAAAAGCUCUUCAUCAGGACAUUCUCCAUGUCGCUGCUGGAUCGUUCAAACGACAAGGUGGUUACAACGAUGGCAUUCGAGGUGCCGGACAUGUCGUUCCAUCACUUGAAGCAGCACUGUGGGCGUUCUGGAAAGGAAAAUCUUAUGAAGACGGUGUCAUGAAUGCCAUCCAUCUUGGUGAUGAUACCGAUACAACAGCAGCUAUCUAUGGUCAAUUAGCUGGCGCUCACUAUGGUUAUCAAAGUAUUCCAUAUAAUUGGAUACAUCAACUUUACGCGAACUCAUUGAUUUUCUGUAUUGCCGAAUGGUUACAAGCAUCGAGUUAUCGACGAAGAAAAGUACUUGAUCAUAAAAAGUAUCAAUACUCAAGUCGUCAAUAUGGCAAGCCAAAACAGCAUUAUUAUCAUCGUAUGAAUGGAAAUAUAUCCAAAUUACUCCCACGACCGGGCGAUGAAGCCGCGAGACGAAGUAUCGGUGAUAAAUCCAUGGCAAAAUAG
Messenger RNA from Adineta ricciae, 1263 nucleotides. Lineage: Eukaryota; Metazoa; Rotifera; Eurotatoria; Adinetida; Adinetidae. The record is from the annotation of a GenBank genome assembly.